CCAGGCCAGGGCGGGCGUUGCAACGAACAAACAAACGCUGCUUUCAGAAGAAGGGUUCUUCCUUCUCCACUUCUUCUAUCCCGUCACACGAGUCCGACGACGACGACUUGAGGGAGAAGACGAAGAGGAAGCCACUCCCGAAAGAUUCGACGGGAAUUUUGUUGUUCGUCCGGGGGAUUCCCAGCGAUCGGCCUAUCUCCGGCGGCGGAUGGGGCAGGCGUUCCGCAAACUGUUCGAUGCCUUCUUCGGCAACAGCGAGAUGAGGGUCGUGAUGCUUGGGCUGGAUGCAGCGGGCAAGACCACCAUCCUGUACAAGCUGCACAUCGGGGAGGUCCUCUCGACUGUCCCUACGAUUGGGUUCAAUGUUGAGAAAGUUCAGUACAAGAACGUGCUGUUUACAGUGUGGGAUGUUGGUGGCCAGGAGAAGUUGAGGCCCUUGUGGAGACAUUACUUUAAUAACACAGAUGGAUUGAUCUACGUGGUUGAUUCAUUGGAUAGGGAGAGAAUUGGAAAAGCCAAAGCAGAGUUUCAGACAAUAAUCAACGAUCCUUUCAUGCUUAACAGUGUCAUAUUGGUAUUUGCCAAUAAACAAGAUAUGAAAGGGGCGAUGACACCAAUGGAGGUGUGCGAAGGCCUUGGCCUCUAUGAUUUGAAGAACCGCGUCUGGCACAUCCAAGGUUCCUGUGCCCUCAAAGGUGAUGGUCUUUAUGAGGGCUUGGACUGGCUGUCAAGUACUCUGAAGGAUCUGCAAGCGUCCGGUCGCCUACCCUCAGGAGGGACCUAACAGUUCUAAGUAGCACUUCUGCUUAUAAGAUCCUAAUGCUCAUACUAACAACCUUUGGAUGAAAGAUGACACCAGAAAGAAAGAAAAAGAUACUGGUGAGGAACACCUUAUAGCCACAUAUCCAGUUUUCGUGAUAAGCUUCGGUGUUGAUUCUGCUGAAGAAAAGACCUUGCUUGGGUCUGACCGCAUCAAAUUUACCUGUACAAUCUUGUCAUGGAUAGUGUGGAUUCUCUAAUUCGUGACAUAUUUCAUGUAAAUUUUCCUGUGAGUUUAGAGAAGCUAACCAUCUUAUGCUUUUGUUCACAUAUGAGGACUGGAACAUAAUGUUAUUGAUGUAAAUUUUCUGUAAGAUAAUUUUGGCAUGAUACAAUUUAUGCCCCCCCCCCCCCAUCUCUUGUCGUA
This is a messenger RNA of Triticum dicoccoides, 1186 nucleotides long. RefSeq names its product ADP-ribosylation factor-like. Gene Ontology annotation, molecular function: GTPase activity; GTP binding. The transcript is spliced from 6 exons. Lineage: Eukaryota; Viridiplantae; Streptophyta; Magnoliopsida; Poales; Poaceae. The record is from RefSeq and is a predicted model, not a curated record. Bases 209 to 784 code for a protein of 191 amino acids.